This is a messenger RNA of Rubroshorea leprosula, 2457 nucleotides long. The record is from the annotation of a GenBank genome assembly. NCBI's taxonomy places the organism in Eukaryota, Viridiplantae, Streptophyta, Magnoliopsida, Malvales, Dipterocarpaceae.
GGAGUUUCUUUUUUUAUUUUUUAGAAAGACAACGAUUUUUCGAAUUUUCUGUACAGUAAUCACCACGUCACAAGAUCCACCGCCCUCAGUCUCCCUCUUCCUCAGUAAAUUCAGUUGAAGCUCCCACCUCGAGCUGAGAAUCUCCGGCAAGAUGGCGAUAUUGGUGCGAAACCUCUUGACGGAGAGGAAGUUCCCGUUCCUCUUUGCCCUCGCAUUCCUCCUUGCCUCCCUCGUCGUCCUCUUGCUCUCCAACAACUAUUCCCUCGUUUCCUUCUCACUCUCCGAUCUCCAGCGUUCUCAAUCGCAACAACAACAGAAUCCACAGCCGGAGCCAGAGUCAGGAUCAGAAUCAGAAUCACAAUCGCUGCCCCGCAGAAAUGACGACUUUCAGUCGGAAUCCAAGAACGAGACUGUUCCGGCUAAUGAAAGUUUGCCUCCUCCGCCGCCACCGCCAGAUCGUGGUUCAGGUGAUUUGCAUUUUGAUUCGAGUGAGAGUUUGGAUAUGAAGUGGGUGCUGUGCAAGGGAUCGGUGGCAGUUGAUUACAUUCCGUGUUUGGAUAACUUCCAAGCCAUAAAAGCAUUGAAGUCGAGGAGGCACAUGGAGCACCGGGAAAGGUAUUGCCCUAAGCCGAGUCCACGCUGUUUGGUGCCGUUGCCUAGUGGUUAUAAGAUUCCAGUUCCGUGGCCUAAGAGCAGGGACAUGGUGAGAUUGUCUCAUGCCUUUUUUUGGUUGGAAUAUGUGGAACAGGUUGCUAAAGUUAUGAUGAAAGAGAUUUGGUAUGAUAAUGUUCCUCAUCCUAAGCUUGUCGAAUACAAGAAGGAACAGAAUUGGGUGCGUAAAUCUGGUGAUUAUUUUGUUUUCCCAGGUGGUGGUACUCAAUUUAAGAAUGGGGUUAAUAGCUACAUUGAGUUUAUAGAGAAGACUUUACCAGCUAUUAAAUGGGCAAAGCACAUCAGAGUUGUUUUAGAUGUUGGCUGUGGUGUUGCUAGCUUUGGUGGUUAUUUGAUGGAAAAAGAUGUCGUUACCAUGUCCUUUGCCCCAAAGGAUGAACAUGAAGCUCAAAUACAGUUUGCUCUAGAGCGAGGAAUUCCUGCUACAUUGUCUGUUAUUGGUACAAAAGCAUUGACAUUUCCAGAAAAUGCCUAUGAUUUGAUUCAUUGUGCGCGCUGCAGAGUUCACUGGGAUGCAGAUGGUGGGAAACCAUUAUUGGAGCUUAAUAGGAUUCUUAGACCAGGAGGCUUUUUUAUAUGGUCUGCUACCCCAGUUUAUCGAGAUGACGAAAGAGACCAUAAUGUUUGGAACUCCAUGGUAAAUUUAACAACAGCUAUGUGCUGGAAAGCUGUGGCUAAGACUGUUGAUUCAACUGGAAUUGGGCUUGUAAUAUAUCAGAAGCCUGUGUCCUAUUCCUGCUAUGAGAAACGCAAAGAAAAUUUUCCACCUCUGUGUGAUCCAAAGGGUCAGCAAAAUGUGUCAUGGUAUACUCCCCUUAUUAAUUGCCUCUCCAGACUUCCAGCUGAUAGCAAGGGAAACUUGUACAGUUGGCCCUCACCAUGGCCCCAAAGGCUUAGCAGUAAACCUCCAAGGCUUUCAGCUGAACCAGAUGCUGAAGAAAUAUUCAAUGAGGAUACCAAACAUUGGUCUGCACUUGUGUCAGAUGUGUAUCUAGACAGUCUAUCUAUAAACUGGUCAAGUGUGCGAAAUGUGAUGGACAUGAAUGCUGGUUUUGGAGGAUUUGCUGCAGCACUAAUUGAUCUACCUGUAUGGGUGAUGAAUGUCAUCCCCAUUCAUGGACAAGAUACUCUGCCUCUUAUUUUUGACAGGGGUUUGAUUGGAAUCUAUCAUGACUGGUGUGAGUCUUUUAAUACCUACCCUCGAACAUAUGAUCUACUGCACUCCAGUUUGCUUUUCCAAAACCUUACACAGAGGUGUGACAUUACAGAUGUAGCUGCAGAGAUGGAUCGCAUACUGAGGCCAGGUGGAUAUGUUUUGAUUCAAGACACCAUGGAAAUGAUUGGCAAGCUAAAUCCACUGCUACGUUCACUUCACUGGUCAACAAGCCUUCAUCAAGACCAAUUUCUCGUUGGCAUGAAGGGUUUCUGGCGUCCGAGUGAUGGCUGAAUGAAAAAGAGAAACUGUAACAUGAUAAACAAAAGGAUAACAGCACGACUCUUCCCUGCAUACAAUGAUGAGAGUUUUAUGGUGAGGAGAACAAAUAUUUUGGUCAGUUCGCAGUACUCCAUUUUUGUUGUUGAUGACAACUAUAGAGAAAUAACAACAAAUACUCUGCUAAACUUUUCACUUUGAUUUGCUGUAAUCUUGUUUAUUCUUUACUGUUGAGUCUAUAAAUGACAUGAGAUAAAAACACAAACUUUUGGAAACCAUAAAAUUUUGCAAAUUGAAAGAAACGAGUUGUAAGAUCUGUAAUGCUCAAAGCGGAAUAGAUAUCGCAUACUUGC